Molecule: messenger RNA, 830 nt
Organism: Spea bombifrons (plains spadefoot toad)
Lineage: Eukaryota; Metazoa; Chordata; Amphibia; Anura; Pelobatidae
Product: cilia- and flagella-associated protein 107-like
Exons: 4
Coding region: 7-765 (252 amino acids)
Source: RefSeq, a predicted model, not a curated record
AGCGGAAUGAGACGGAUUGUGAUGUCUGAAAUCCCAGCCGCUGAUAGGAAAUGGUUUCUCCCCGGAUGGAAAAUAGAAGCCGAAUAUUCCAACAAAGUGCUGAUCGGGAACUGGGCCGAGGAACGGCAAGAGUUUAAGAGAGGCUCGGAUUCCUCGAGGGCCAGCUGUUAUGGAAAGGACUUCGUCUCGUUCCCGAUGGACGGUUCCAGCGCGAUGCUGGGGAGGGCGAUUACCAAGAAAAUGCAGCUGAUGACAAUCUGUGUUCUUGUAUUACAGGGUCUGCCAAAGAAACAUCUGACAACCCAUCAUGGAGUCCCCGACUCGAAAUACUUGGUGUCUUUAUACGACGACGAUUACAUAAGACACGGAAAUUCGCUUUUGCCUCCGAUUCGGACUUAUAAUAAACACCGAUUAAUUUGGGUUCCAGAGCGCUCCAGCAAUCCUACUGCAGAGCCUCCCACCAACUAUGGUCUGAAGAAGGUGAAAGAAAUGCAAUGGAGAGAAAGUUCCUCCAAAGACGUGAGAAGCGUUUAUUCCACUUCUUACAAGAAUCUGCCGCCUUCUGCCUUUGCGGCCGCCCGCUAUGGAGUGGCCCCCCGCGCUCUGUCCAGUAAUAUGAACCAAAAUAACAACGUCAACAAGAGCUUACAGCUCAGGAACCAGAGACCUCUUCAGGUUCCCGACUAUCCAGCGGGGAGAACCAAGCGCAGCACCGUGACCAAGUUACCUCCUCUGCGUCAGAAACCACUGACCGCCGCGGAAUAAACGACCCCAAGGCUUUGGGGGAUAAACUUGUGUUUUGUUAGUUUAAGAAACAUAAUAAACUGAUC